Messenger RNA from Galeopterus variegatus (Sunda flying lemur), 2201 nucleotides. It is a transcript of the gene KCTD17, whose product is annotated as potassium channel tetramerization domain containing 17. NCBI's taxonomy places the organism in Eukaryota, Metazoa, Chordata, Mammalia, Dermoptera, Cynocephalidae. Gene Ontology annotation, molecular function: cullin family protein binding. Bases 1 to 1455 code for a protein of 484 amino acids. Gene Ontology annotation, cellular component: Cul3-RING ubiquitin ligase complex; cytoplasm. The record is from RefSeq and is a predicted model, not a curated record. The transcript has 13 exons. Gene Ontology annotation, biological process: protein homooligomerization; proteasome-mediated ubiquitin-dependent protein catabolic process.
AUGGCUCUAAAUCCGGCUACCCUCCUCCCGGAUGACGACGACCCAAUUGAGCCUGUCCAUGACUGCCUCAAAACAAUCGAGACUCUCCAAGGCCUCCGGCUGGACCUGACUGGUGUGCCCUGGACAGAACCUAAUGAAAUGCUGUUCACUGAUGGAAGCAGUUUCAUCUCCAAUGGAAUCAGACAUGGGUGGGACCCAAACACGAACCAAGAUCAACCCCUAAAAACCAUGGCUCUAAAUCCGGCUACCCUCCUCCCGGAUGACGACGACCCAAUUGAGCCUGUCCAUGACUGCCUCAAAACAAUCGAGACUCUCCAAGGCCUCCGGCUGGACCUGACUGUGUCCGGGAACUUGACUUUCCGCAAACGCAGUGACCCAUUGGCCAAAGGCUUCUUCCGGAGCCCCCAGCACGUGGCCCGCCAGGAAGGGCAGAGCAGGGCGGGACCGCGGAGGGCGGCGCGGCGACCAGGCGGGACCCCUCCCCGGGCCGAGCCGGCGGCGGCGCGGACUACAGCUCCCGGCAUGCGCGACGCGCCACGUCCGAGGAGCCGGAGGCGGGAGGACCUGGCGGGAGGACGGGAGGAGGAAGAGGAUGCGACAGAUGAAACUGGGGCCUACCUCAUUGACCGUGACCCCACCUACUUCGGGCCCAUCCUGAACUUUCUCCGGCAUGGCAAGCUGGUGCUGGACAAGGACAUGGCUGAGGAGGGGGUCCUGGAGGAAGCUGAGUUCUACAACAUCGGCCCACUAAUCCGCAUCAUCAAAGACCGGAUGGAGGAGAAGGACUACACAGUCACCCAGGUCCCACCCAAGCACGUGUACCGUGUGCUGCAGUGCCAGGAGGAAGAGCUCACGCAGAUGGUCUCUACCAUGUCUGAUGGCUGGCGCUUCGAGCAGCUGGUAAACAUUGGCUCCUCCUACAACUACGGCAGUGAGGACCAGGCAGAGUUCCUGUGCGUGGUGUCCAAGGAGCUCUACAGCUCCCCACACGGGCUGAGCUCCGAGUCCAGCCGCAAGACCAAGAGCACGGAGGAGCAGCUGGAGGAGCAGCAGCAGCAGGAGGAGGAGGUGGAGGAGGUGGAGGUGGAGCAGGUGCAGGUGGAGGCAGAUACACAGGAGAAAGCCCAGUCAUCUCAGGAUCCCGCUAACCUUUUCUCCCUCCCACCACCGCCUCCUCCUCCUCCGCUUCCUGCUGGAGGUUCCUGUCUGCACCUCUCGGAGCUGAGGCCAAGCUUGAGCUUGCCGCGAGGGCCUCUCCUCGGCCCCUCGCCCACCCCCAGAGCCGCUGCCCCUGCUGUUACAAGCCAGAGGCACCCGGAUGUGAGGCCCCAGAUCACCUCCAGGGACUUGGGGUUCCGAUCUGAAAUCCUUUAUUUUUGUACCACGGGUGGGCCCCUGGCCCAAGAUGGAAGAAGUGCUCCCCCCACCACCUCUGUCUGCACCUGCGUGCUGUGAUUCACCCCUACCUCCAGGGGCGGGUGGGGGCCCACUGGAACUUCUUAAGGCCUGAGCUGGGUGCUGGGACCCCUGGGCAGAACCAUCUGCAUGGCCACAUGUGGCGCUGUCCAGCUGUCUCUCCCAGGCCCCUUGUCCCCUCUCCGGGCCCCCUGCUGCAUGGCGAUGCACGCCCUCCCAGCUGAGUCACACCACCUCCUUGAGCCUUAGUCUCCUUGUCAGUCCAGUGCAGUGACUCCUUCCACCUACCUCACAGGGUUGUCGUGAGGCUGCAAAGAGAGGCAAGGACCCCACAAGCCCUGGGAGAGGGUAUAGGGUUGCCCUCCCUUCACCUGCCCUGGGAGGGGGAAGGACCCAGUCUGAUGCCCCCAGGCAGGACCCUGUUUGCAAACAGAUUCAGGUUUGGGUCGGUGGUGAAGGGUGCGGGGAUUUGGCCCUGCCAGAAGGAGGGAUGGAAGGAGGGGUGUGUGACUUGGCCUUCACCCUGGCUGCCCCCUGCCACCCAUUCACACUGCUGGCAGAGUGCUCUGGCUGGGGGGGGAGGGGGAGCGGUGGCUCAGCAGGGGCAGUGGAGUGACUCAGGAACUUGUGAGAAGGAGAGGGGGACAUCUCCCCUCUGCCCGAGAAUCUGGGGGUGGCAGGGGCUGAGCGACGGGCCCCUCCGGUGUUUAUGGCCUCCCAGGACAGGUACUUGCUUCUCAACUGUGUCCAACCCUCCAUGUAAUAAAACCUGAAUAAAGCCCGGC